This is a messenger RNA of Schistosoma haematobium, 5478 nucleotides long. RefSeq names its product 3'-5' RNA helicase ythdc2 (gene YTHDC2). The coding region runs from base 1 to 5478 and encodes 1825 amino acids. The record is from RefSeq and is a predicted model, not a curated record. Lineage: Eukaryota; Metazoa; Platyhelminthes; Trematoda; Strigeidida; Schistosomatidae. Gene Ontology annotation, molecular function: RNA binding; protein binding. Gene Ontology annotation, cellular component: intracellular anatomical structure. The transcript is spliced from 25 exons.
AUGCUUAUAUUCUUGCUUUUAUUGAACAGAUUGGCACCUUUUCAGAUGAUCAAUGAGAUAUCGUCCGUAACGAUGAUGCAAAGCAAAGCAAACUCGAAGCAUCAUUCAAACAAUGAAGGGACUCUUCAGUACGACAUUGGGAACAUGAUACUAUCCAUUGUUAAUAACAAACAGUUUAGCGAACUAUCCAAGGAAUUUCGACAUGAAAUCAUUGUCGCUAUGGGGAAUUUAUUGAUGAGUAAAUGGGCAUCCCUUAAUCCCCAAACUUCUUUUGCCUCUAAAAGUGACACAAGAACCUUGAAUGAUAGUGAAAAAUGUUCGCCAAUUUUUUCCGCAUCUACACUUUCUGAAACAAAGUUCUCAUUAACAUGGGAUAGCAAGAGUUUGAUAAUUCAGCUUUUGGAAAAUAAUCCUGUGACACCAAAAGAAAAACUCGAACUUUAUCCUCCAGUUGAUGGAAUUUCACGGGUUGAUAUAGAAAUCAGAAAAGAACGAUAUAGGGGUACCACGGGACGACUUAUGGGGACAGUGCCUCAGAUUCCGCCACCAUCGUCUAUACAGAAGAAUUUACACUGGACUAAAGAAAAAUAUACUUCAGAAGAAAACGUAAUUGAGGAUUGCCGUGAACAAAUUAUCAAUUGCAUAAACUCUAAUCCAAUAACAAUAAUCUCAGGACCUCCUGGAAUUGGAAAAACUACUUAUUUGCCUCAGAUUUUAGUAGAUGAGUGCUACAUGCAAAGUCAUCGUUGUCGUAUAAUAUGCUCCCAACCAUAUCGUCUGUAUGCCCAUAUUAAUGCUGAUCGUUUAGCACAAAUACGAGGAGAAACAACUGGUCAAACAGUCGGGUAUCAAAUUCGACUGGAAUCUAAGGUUUCUCCUAAAACUUUGUUGACGUUUUGUACACAUGGAGUGCUACUGAGGACAAUAUGUGCAGAUUCAAGAAUUAUGGCUGGUACCACACAUAUCAUAGUAGAUGAAAUAGAAGAUAACGAAAUACCGGAAAACUUACAUUUAACAAAACUGCAAAACACUGACGCUAAACUAAUGAUGUCUACAGACAGUAAUGGUGAAACAGAUAAAUCAUGGCGUGCUGAUAAUCCAGAUGUAGGCUAUGGGAUUUUGUUGGCAAUUAUACCUUCUCUUUUGACUCAGUACCAGCAUUUAAAAGUGAUUCUCGUUGUUAAUUCUCGCAUGUAUACGCACGAUUUUUGUCACAAAAACAUACUUAGUGAGAUCAGAAAUCCAAUGAAUUUGAUAAACGCUCCAAACUCUGUUCCGAUAACCCACUGUGAAAUUCAGAAUACUACUGCACAACACAAAUAUGAGAUUUCAUCUAUAAAUUUUAAAGGUCAAGCACGACAGAAGUUCAAUUUAAUUGAUAAUGGCUUCGACAAACUCACUUCAGUUUCAUCACAUUCAAUAGAUAAUAACCCUUCUCCUGAUUUUACAGAAAAGGAUAGACCACCGAUCGCAAAAAUACAGAAUAAUAUAUCAUCUGAAAAUGUAGUCUAUAAACCAUUACAGGGUUUUAUACCGUACCGUGCAAAACAAGUAAGAGUUUAUCAUCUAGAAGAUAUUUUAGAAUGGACUGAUUAUUCAACGUCACGAAUGAAUGAAGCAUUAGCGUGUAUGGACCAAGAUGUUGUACGCUGUCGUAAUAUGUAUUUUUGGCUUACAACUAAGGAAUUUGAUAAAUAUAUUCCAUGUGAGUAUCACAUUAUUACAACUGACGAUGCAAAUACAGUCAGUAUGGUUGAAGAUAAAACAUUCAAUACAUCCGUGUCUAAUGCCGUACCAAAGAAACCUCCAGUGCUUCCUGAAGUUCAUGCUGUAUCAUAUUUGAAAUAUGAUCAAAUAUUGAAUCAAACAGACGACUGUGCAGAGGUUUAUUCAACAGAUUUUGCAAACAAACACGCAAAUAACUUACUAUGGAGUAUUUGGCUUCAUACAGUUCUUGACCUCAAUAGAAACGAAUUAAAUAAACAACAUAUGAAGAAAAUAAAUGAAAUGGAAUUCACUGAGGUGAAAAAUUCAUGUCUGACAAAUUUACUUCAGUGUAUUCUAGCUGGCUGGAUUUCUGUUGAUUACGAACACUCGAAUUCUGGAUUGACUCCAAUGAUGGUGUGUUCUGCUGGUGGUCUCCUAGAGGCUGUUAAAUGUCUAUUGAAUCAUGGAGCUGAUCCAUUUCUGCGUGUGGCUAUGCCUUACGAACCUUUAAUUGGACUAGCUCGUAAGCAAUGUGAAGAUUUUAAACUUUUUGGUCCAAAGAAUCGAAAAAUCUCAAUCAAAGAUGAAAAUUACACUACCGUAGGAGUUACAGCUUAUGAUUUAGCUUGUAUAUUCGAUAACAACGAAGUUGCAAACUUACUGAAAACAUAUAUGAUUAAUUCAAGCCUUCGAUACGAGCCUGAAAAUUGGGAGGCUAUACUUCUAAGAUUUGGAUCUUGGUUUCAAAGUCCGAUAGGCAGAUCACAAUUUGAUAAUUGUACUUUCAACGAUCACCAACCAUUCGCAACUGAUUUAGAUAGUUUUGGAGAAACAAAAGUAUUAACGAAUUCCCUGAAUUUCCGUUACAAAUUACUUUCAUCCUAUCAAUCAGCUAGAAACAAUAUGGAGCCAGAAACGGUAGUGGAUUAUGAUCUUCUAACGGCAUUAAUUGUGAAAAUCGACAGUUCGUUACCAAGAGGUGUAAUAUUAAUAUUUCUACCAUCAUAUGAAGAGAUUAUAACACUACGAGGACGAUUACUGGAUCCUGACACUUCUCCAUGGAAAUCGUCAGAAAAUCCCUUAAUAUUUAUUAUUCACCCUCGAAUGCUUGUUGCUGAUUUGAAAAUUAUAUAUGCUCAGUCUUCACGUUCGCACCGUAAAUUACCACGAUGCACAGACUGUCUUAACUCUUUAAUAAAUGCCUUUUAUCCUACAAACAGAGUUGGAAAAAACACAAACGGAGUGUGUUUUCGUUUGUACAGUAGUUUACGCUACAGUUUUCUUUCUGAACAAAGACAUGGAAGUCUAAGUGGACAUGUUGUUGAAAUGUGUAUUCAAGCCCGACUACUUGCAUCAUCAAACAUUUCCUUACAAACAGUACUGAGUGCAUUGCCGAAACCACCUUCACUUAAAUCUUCUGAAAAGGCCAUUGAAACUCUAAAAGAAAUGGAUAUAUUGGACACUUUUGAAGAAUUAACUGAAUUGGGUUAUCAUAUUUGUGACAUGCCUAUACCACCUCGUUAUGCUAAAAUGGUUCUAUUCAGCGUUGUAUUAAAAUGCCUUGAUCCAAUUCUUACAAUUGCAUGCAUACUGUCGUACACGGAGCCAUUUACACUACCUAGAAAUGCGGCUGAACGACGAGAUUUGAUGAAUGUUCGAAGAGGUUUAUCAUCAAACAGUUAUAGUGACCAUAUGGUAUUAUUAAGAGCUUUCCAGUUUUGGCAAAAAUCUCGCUCAGAAGGAUGGGAGAAGGCGUUUUGUCAAGAACAUUUUAUAUCUACAGCAACUUUUGAAAUUAUUAUCGCUAUUCGAACUCAACUACUUGGGCAAAUUAGAGCUUCUGGCUUCGUAAAAACGAAAGGAAGUGGAGAUAUUCGAGACCUUAACAGCAAUUCGGAAAAUUGGGCUGUUGUCAAAGCUGCAAUUGUAGCUGGUAUGUAUGGAAAUUUAGCUCAAGUAGAUAGGAAGAAUUCGUGUUUGAGAAUAGUAAAUGGAAAUUCAUCGCCAAUGUGUUUCAUAAAAACGAAGGCAGAUCUAGAAAGAUCUGAAAACGUGCUUACUUUAACUGAUCCAAAGUUACACGCCUCUCCGGAAUCUAGCAAUGCAGAUCACAUGGCGUUAAAGAAACUAAAGGUCAUACGAUGUGUAAGUAUCGUUUCACCAAUUACUGUAGCGCUAAUGGGCGGAUCGAUUAGAGUAUGUCCACAGAUAGAAAAAGAAACCCAUUCGAUUGCAAAUGACCUGAAUCUUAAAACAUCUUUGGAAGAACUACAAAGGCAGGAGUGCAAAAACUCAGUUCACAAACAAGAAGUCUGUAGUGGUAUAGGUAACAAAAAUGAAGAUAAUGCCGGCAAAGCUUGCAUGAAUCCAAAAGACAGAUUGGAAAAUGAUUUAAACUCUAAUUCUGUUUCAGAAAUCAAUAUGAUUGCCACAUCGCUUUUGGAAAACAAUGGACAAUCGCUAUACAUCCAACAAAAAACAAUCAAGCAAAAUCCAUGCAGUAUGUUGUCUGACUCGGAUACGACAAGAAGUUCUAGUUUUAAAAGCUCGGAACUAGAUGAUUCUGCUCUAAAAAUGUUAAAACAUUUUAAUUCUUUGCAUAACUCAGACUGUUCCGAUAAUGUAAAAUCACUGUCUUCACAAAAACAGACUAAACUUAGUCAUCCGUCAGUAGAACAACCGAAUAUAGAGUCUUCAUUAUCAACAAUAGACCAGAAAAAUAAUGUCGUAUCAUUUCAUUUAGAUCCAUAUAAAUUUCUUCGAUUCACCGUAAAUUCAAAUGAAGCAUUAAUGGUGACAGAAUUAAGACAAAAAUGGCAUGCUUUGUUUCUGCGUCGUUUGAAAAAUCCAGGGAAACAACGUUCACAACAAGAUGAGGCAGUUUUAAAGUGUUUGGUCAAUGUUUUGACCAAUGAAGAAAAGGCACUAGGAUUACGUCAACCAUUCGGUGUUGGGGCACGUCCUCGUCCUAUGACAGUAGAACUUUAUAAUCGGGUUGAUGACGAUCCUAAAGAUAUGAAAGUAAUUAGUGAACAGCCUGUGAGUAAUAGAUAUGGAUCGAUUGUUUUUACCACUGCAGAAAAUAACAUCACUAUUCCUAUAUUUUUAUCAAACACGAGCUCGGUACAACAAAACAAUUUUAGAUAUAAUUAUUCCUCAAUCACAAAUCCAAAACUAACACAAGUUUUAAGUACCAAUAAUUUCAACAAACCCCGCGAACAGUAUUCGUUUCAAGCUUACAAAGACGAUAACAAUACAAGUGUGUACAAUCCAAUCAAACAAAUAAACAGUUCAAGCACAGAAAUAUGGAAAUAUCAUCUCCCUUCAAAUACAACUGACGACAUUGAUUCCAUGUCAGUCUACCAACCGUGUAAAGUUAAUAUUUCAUUAUCAAAAGGCAAGGACAAUUUAACAAUCAGUGAUAUGAUUAAAGAUUUUUCAGAAACGCAUAUUAACAUUCAAAACUUUAAAUGGGAUUCGUUACCUAAUUUAAAACGAUUGGAUGUAAUGGAAAAUAAAAAACACCAAAGCAGUGAAUACGAAAUUCUAAGAAGUAAAAUACGUCAUCUUCCGACCACAUCUGAAGGUAAAAACAGUCCAGGUACUCUGUAUGGUCCUCAUCCUCUAAAUACUGUAACUAAUCAUUUUGAUGUUACCUAUCCAACUGCUAAUCAUAAUAACAUAACAAUAGGAAAUGAUAUUGUUUUUCGUGACAUCAAUGAUAUAAUCUAUGCAUUAUUAAAUGAUGAUACAAACAAAAAUUAUAACUGA